GGGUUCUUGAAACAGCCUCAACCCCAAUCAACGCGAUUGGAAAUACACGUAGUACAUACCGUUGUGUUGUGUUGUCGCUUCCAUCGAGCUUAGCACAUUUCCGCAGAGCCGGCUUGCCGGGUAGCACGUAUAACGAUUGCCUCCUUUCACUCCUCCCCUGUAAAACCCCAUCCUUGCUGCCCGGCCCUUUGCAUUCGAAAUAAAAUGUAAAGCCCCCGCCUCCACGCUGAAGUCUAACGCAUACUUCCGUCAGCGGCUGAUAAAUCUCUUGUAAAUUCUGAUAAGUUCACCAUCUUCUAGUCUGCGACUCGAGGAUUCUAUUCCCAUUCACCUGGUCGACCAAACACCAUUUUAUAAGUUUAUUCGCGCAACUCCGGCACACAAAGGAACACAAGUAUCAACAGCGUGUAGCACACGAACCACAAUGGCACCAUUCAGCACCCUCUUUGGAGCAGCGCUCCUCCUCGCAUCCUCAGCGAGCGCACACUAUUCGCUUCUUACCCCAACGCCAUUGGGUAGUGAUGACGAUGGAGAAGCUUCCGGACCUUGCGGCGGCUACACGCCAGACUUCUCAAAGAAUACCGUAUCGGAUUUCCACGUCGGUGGCGGUAAUAUAGGCAUGCGCCUCGGCCACCCGCAAGCCAUUUGGCUCUUCCGCGGCACCUUGGAUCAAACGGGCCAGAAAAACUGGACCCAACUGUUCCCUCAUGUGACGCAGAGCGGGCUGGGAAAUUUCUGUGAGCCUAGCAUAACGGCGCCUGAGAGCUGGGUUGGCAAAAACGGUCUGAUUGGCGUCGUGGCCAAGGCCGAGGAUGGACUGCUAUACACUUGCGCGGCCGUCAAGUUCGUCUCUGGUGUUGCCACCCUCGACAGCAACAACUGCAAGAAUGGUUCUGCUGAGGCCCAGCUGAACGGCCAGGAUUCGCAACUAUCCCCGCUCGCCACCUUACCGACGACUUCAGGAAACACUACAGUUUCCGGCACCGGUAUUGGCACCAGCACUGGUUCCGGAUCUGACUCAAGUAGCGGCAGCGGUAACAAAACCGAUACGAAGAACGCGGCCGGCAUGCUGUCGCCCAGCUUUUUGGCGGUAGGCGCUGUGACCGGAUUGGGGUUGGUGAGCGUCUUGUAAUUUGAUUAUGGCUUCCUACAGGCUUUGCAAAAGGGACUACUAUAAUGGUUAAAGGAGGUUUUGAUGGCCUUCGUGUACAUGUGUAUCCAUGCUGUAUGUAGUCCAUUGGGAAGUCUCGUGCGGCAAUUUGAAAAUGUGACGAUUCUAUGGAUUAAAGCCACCAAA
Molecule: messenger RNA, 1297 nt
Organism: Pyricularia grisea
Lineage: Eukaryota; Fungi; Ascomycota; Sordariomycetes; Magnaporthales; Pyriculariaceae
Exons: 2
Coding region: 425-1132 (235 amino acids)
Source: RefSeq, a predicted model, not a curated record